This is a messenger RNA of Olea europaea var. sylvestris, 540 nucleotides long. RefSeq lists its product as uncharacterized. Bases 1 to 354 code for a protein of 117 amino acids. The record is from RefSeq and is a predicted model, not a curated record. The transcript has 2 exons. NCBI's taxonomy places the organism in Eukaryota, Viridiplantae, Streptophyta, Magnoliopsida, Lamiales, Oleaceae.
AUGGGAAUUACAAAUGACCAAGCAUCUCUAUUUAUAGGCAAACUCAUGAUGUCCAAGUUGGCAUCAAUGGCUAGAAUUAAUCUUCAUCCAAGGGUUCUCAUUGGUUGCAAGUUGUCUUCCUCCUCCUUAAACCACAAGACACUGAGAAUCUAUUUCUCAACAAAUAUUCAAAUCUCUCAUGAAACACUGUCAACAAUCUUUACCAGUGCAUUCAACGAGUUUGGCCAAAUGAGCCGUAGAAUUAACAUCAGUGAAGGGUCGAUUUUCAACCUUGUUCCAGUUUUGGGUGCUGGGAGAUCAGCAACUUCGAUGGACGAUAUACUUACCUGUGAGCUUUAUGCCCGGAAAUUUUAGUUCUGGUCAUGCCAAGACAAUCCGGUAUGUGAAGAAAUACAAGCUUGCACGUACCUCCAAGAUAUGGAAGCAUAACAUUUCAUAUAAUUAUAGCAUGUCUACUCCUUUGUUCACGGGUAUUUGUUUUUGUUCAAUUAUAAUUCUAAUAAUAUGAAUUAUUUGUUAAUGUAAACCUUAGUUUCGUUA